Molecule: messenger RNA, 3076 nt
Organism: Lethenteron reissneri (Far Eastern brook lamprey)
Lineage: Eukaryota; Metazoa; Chordata; Hyperoartia; Petromyzontiformes; Petromyzontidae
Product: netrin-1-like
Biological process (GO): tissue development; dendrite development; animal organ morphogenesis
Cellular component (GO): basement membrane
Molecular function (GO): protein binding
Source: RefSeq, a predicted model, not a curated record
CCGGGCUGAUUGGUCGUUGGCAGCUCAGACAUUGGUGGCCACGCGACAGCCGCCGCACGCGGUCGGCUCUGCGCAUCGGAGUUGAACUUUCCACGCGCGGCUCCGGUCACCACUGCCCCUGGGCACUGCGCGCCUCGCAGCGGUAGCAGCGACUGACGAGUCGAGGCCGAGCCGAGCUGCGCGUGCUGCGCGUGCGUGCGAGCGAGCGAGUCCCAUGGCCGCGCUGUUGCUGUGCCUGACUCUGCUGGCCGUGGGGGGGCCGCGGACCCCACGGGUCGAGGCCCACUCCACGGGGGCCGCCGCCGCGGGGGUCGUCGCCGCGGCUCCCGCGCGCACGGGGCUCAUGUUCGCGUCGCAGCAGAACCCACCGGACCCGUGCUACGACGAGCACCGCAACCCGCGCCGCUGCAUCCCCGACUUCGUGAACGCGGCGUUCGGCAGGGAGGUGCUCGCCUCCAGCACCUGCGGGAAGUCGGCGUCGCGCUACUGCCUGCCCGCUCCAGCCAACGCCGCGCAGGGUCCCGAGCCCGUGGCGUCGGGCUUCCAGGGUUCCUCCCAGCAGCAGGGCUCGCCUGGAGGAGCGGCGGCGGUGGCCGUCACGGGGCCGUGCUUCGUUUGCGACGCCGGCGACCCCCGGCGCUCCCACGCGCCCGCCUUCCUCACCGACCUCAACAACCCGCACAACCUGACGUGCUGGCAGUCGGCGAGCGGCGUGCAGCACCCGCGCAACGUCUCGCUCACGCUGUCCCUCGGCAAGAAGUUCGAGGUCACCUACGUGAGCCUCCAGUUCUGCUCGCCGCGGCCCGAGUCUAUGGCCAUCUUCAAGUCGUCCGACUAUGGCCGCACGUGGACCCCCUUCCAGUUCUACUCGACGCAGUGCCGCCACGUGUACGGCAAGCCGAGCCGCGCCGCCGUCACCAAGCAGAACGAGCAGGAGGCCCUCUGCACUGACGCUCACCUGGCGGCCGGCGGCGGCGGCGGCGAUGGCUCGGGACCGGGAGGUCUGGUGGCUUUCAGCACCCUGGACAGCCGCCCGUCGGCUCACGACUUCGAGAACAGCCCCGUGCUGCAGGACUGGGUGACCGCGACCGACGUGCGAGUUGUGUUCAGCCGCCUGCACUCGGCAGCGGGACCCGCCGCGGACGUGACCGGGCAGGAGUCGAACUCGAGCGGCGCCGACUCGGCGGCGGUCGAGGCCCUCUCGCAGUACUACGCCGUGUCGGACUUUCAGGUGGGAGGGCGCUGCAAGUGCAACGGCCACGCGUCGCGCUGCGUGCGCGACCGCGACGGGGGCCUCGUGUGCGACUGCCGGCACAACACGGCGGGCGCCGAGUGCGAGCGCUGCCGGCCCUUCCACUACGACCGGCCCUGGCAGCGCAGCACGGCCCGCGAGGCCAACGAGUGCGUGGCCUGCAACUGCAACCUGCACGCCCGCAAGUGCCGCUUCAACAUGGAGCUCUUCAAGCUGUCGGGGCGCAAGAGCGGCGGCGUUUGCCUCAACUGCCGGCACAACACCGCCGGGCGGCAUUGCCACUACUGCAAGGAGGGCUACUACCGUGACCUCGGCAAGCCCAUCGCGCACCGCAAGGCCUGCAAGCCGUGUGACUGUCACCCGGUGGGGGCCGCGGGCAAGACGUGCAACCAGACGACGGGGCAGUGCCCCUGCAAGGACGGGGUCACGGGGGUCACCUGCAACCGCUGUGCCAAGGGCUUCCAGCAGAGCCGCUCGCCCGUCGCGCCCUGCAUACGGAUCCCGGUCGUGACCGCCGUCCACACAGAAAAUGGCGUCGGCAACCCAGAGAAGCCCUCAGCUGACUGUGACUCCCACUGCAAACCCUCCAAGGGGAAACUCAAGCUCAACAUACGGAAGUACUGCAAGAAGGACUACGCCCUGCAGCUGCACGUGCUGGACGAGUCCGCGGCGGGCGAGUGGACGCGCUACACGGUCAACAUCAUCUCCGUCUUCAAGCGCGGCGGCGUGAGCGGUGCCGGCACCGGCAUCGGCACCGGCGGCGGCGGCACCGGCGGCGGCGGCAUGGCACCUCGCCGGGCCCAGCUGCGCCAGGCUCUGUGGGCGCGCUCCCGUGACCUCGCCUGCCACUGCCCCCCGCGUUUCCGCGCCGGCAAGAAGUACCUGCUGCUGGGCGGGGGGCACCCCGAGCACGGCGCCCCCUCGGCGGCGGGGGGCGGCCUCGUGGCCGACAAGGACAGCCUGGCCGCGCCGUGGCAGGACGUGUGGGCGCGCCGGCUCAGAAAGCUGCAGCGCCGCGAGAAGAAGGGCAAGUGCCGCAAGGAGUACUAGCGGCAGGGUGGCCCCCCCUCCCCCUCUGCCCCCCCCCUCUGCCCCCCACGUGCCCCCCACCGCCGCUUGUCGACACGUUGAUACAUUACCGCGACGUUACAGCGGUACGUCACACGACCACGGCGUGACGACCCAAAAUGUCACAUUUAUUUGGUCAAGCCACCGCCUGAAUGGAAGGCCUCGCCACGCCGUGUUGUUCAUGGGAAUUGUUUGACCAUACUUCACCACGCUGGUCAGUGUGGGUUGUUGAAGCUGAACGUCCGGGGGGGGGGUGGGUGGGAGAGGGGGUUGAGUGGAGAGGGGGCUAGGGUCGGUUCUGACAUCGUCUUGCCACUGACGUUAGCUGUGGCUGGUAAUCGAGCUCGAAUCUCCGCUGCCCCCUAAACGAGACCCCCCCCCCACCAGCCCCCUCCCGUUCCGUUCGUUUUUUCUUCCGGAAGCGACAACGUUGAACGGCAAACAGCGGUGAGCUUCAAUCAGUUGCUGCGAAUCGCUGCAGGUGAUGCGUAGGUAUCCCUGGGUCACGGGGUCAACGGGGGGUGAGGGGGGGGGGUGAUCCGAUGUCCCGCAGUUCUCGCUCCGCAUCACUCCAGGGACCUCCGAUCAACAUUGUCGUCGUCAUCGCCAUCACCGCAUCGUUCGAGAUCAUUUUGUACAUUGUCUAUUUUUAAGAGAGGCUUAGUUUUCGUUUGGCAUAAAUCCUUUGAAAAGAAGUUGCGCGUUAGGCGUUUCUCGCGUGCGUUUUAAUGGGAGAAGAAGCCGAGGGUUGCUGGG